Messenger RNA from Tarenaya hassleriana, 1944 nucleotides. Its product is annotated as phospho-2-dehydro-3-deoxyheptonate aldolase 1, chloroplastic-like. Gene Ontology annotation, biological process: aromatic amino acid biosynthetic process. NCBI's taxonomy places the organism in Eukaryota, Viridiplantae, Streptophyta, Magnoliopsida, Brassicales, Cleomaceae. The transcript has 5 exons. The record is from RefSeq and is a predicted model, not a curated record. Gene Ontology annotation, molecular function: 3-deoxy-7-phosphoheptulonate synthase activity. The coding region runs from base 61 to 1614 and encodes 517 amino acids.
UUCCUAAACCCCAAGAAAAAAAAAACAGAAAGAGAGAGAGAGAGAAGAAGAAUCGAGGAAAUGGCGCUCACGAACAGCUGCAUGAAUCUCCCCUCGUCGAAGUCAAUGAUCUGCCACCGCCAAUCAAGCUUCUCUGCCGCUCCCAGAGCAUCAUUCCUCCGAAUCUCCGCCGUCCAGACGGAUCCCAAGCCACCGAUGCAGGAGGCUCCGGUGUUGAAGACGGAGAUGGGUGGAAAUGUGAGUCGGGGGAAAUGGUCUUUUGACAGCUGGAAGUCGAAGAAGGCUCUGCAGCAGCCGGAGUACCCAAACGCGGGGGAGCUGGAGUCGGUGCUCAAGACGAUCGAGGCGUUCCCGCCGAUUGUCUUUGCCGGAGAGGCCAGACUUCUGGAGGAGCGUCUGGCUCAAGCCGCUAUGGGAGAGGCAUUCUUGUUGCAAGGCGGAGACUGUGCUGAGAGCUUCAAGGAGUUCAACGCUAACAACAUUCGUGACACUUUCAGGAUUCUUCUCCAGAUGGGUGCCGUCUUGAUGUUCGGUGGUCAGGUGCCUGUAAUUAAGUUGGGAAGAAUGGCGGGUCAAUUUGCGAAGCCAAGAUCAGAUCCAUUGGAGGAGAGAAACGGAGUGAAGCUGCCAAGUUACAGAGGGGACAACAUCAAUGGCGACGCCUUCGAUGCGAAGGCGAGGACUCCUGAUCCCCAGAGAAUGAUCAGAGCGUAUUGCCAAUCUGCAGCUACUCUGAAUCUUCUGAGAGCCUUCGCCACUGGUGGUUAUGCCGCGAUGCAGAGGGUUACUCAGUGGAAUCUUGAUUUCGCCCAGCACAGCGAGCAAGGAGACAGGUACCGGGAACUUGCUCAUCGAGUUGAUGAGGCGCUCGGUUUCAUGGACGCUGCCGGGCUGACACUCGACCAUCCGAUCAUGCAGACGACAGAGUUCUGGACGUCCCAUGAGUGUUUGCUAUUGCCGUAUGAACAAGCUCUGACUCGGCUAGACUCUACCUCUGGCCUCUACUAUGAUUGCUCUGCCCAUAUGCUUUGGGUCGGAGAGCGUACUCGACAGCUCGAUUGUGCCCAUGUCGAGUUCCUUCGAGGUGUUUCCAAUCCUCUUGGAAUUAAGGUGAGCGACAAGAUGGAUCCGAACGAGUUGGUGAAGAUUAUCGAGAUACUGAACCCGGAGAACAAGCCCGGGCGGAUAACGAUAAUUACGAGAAUGGGAGCGGAGAACAUGAGGGUUAAGCUUCCUCAUCUGAUUAGAGCAGUUCGCCGUUCGGGACAGAUCGUCACUUGGGUCAGCGAUCCAAUGCAUGGAAACACCAUCAAAGCUCCAUGCGGUCUCAAGACUCGUCCUUUCGAUGCCAUCAGGGCGGAAGUGAGAGCAUUCUUCGACGUGCACGAGCAAGAAGGAAGUCACCCCGGAGGGGUGCACCUUGAGAUGACCGGUCAGAACGUGACUGAAUGCAUCGGGGGCUCAAGAACCGUGACCUUUGAUGACUUGGGCUCGCGUUAUCACACCCACUGUGACCCGAGACUCAACGCUUCCCAGUCGCUAGAGCUCGCUUUCAUCAUCGCCGACCGUCUCAGAAAACGUCGGAUCCAAACCCAUCAGUCUUUUGCUCCCUAAGCUUGUUCUCCCAGAAAAAACAUAUAUAAACUUGUACUUGAAAAGUCUUUUGAGAGAGUGUUAUUACAUGGUGUCGAUGUCGUCGAGAUCCAUACUGCUGCUUCCGCUGAUGCCGGAGAUCUCUCCUCCGGAAUUUCGUGCUUCUUGCAGAAUCCACGAUAUCUCUUCGAUGGUAUGAGACGGUUCAUUCACGCCGUUGCUCUCCCUCUCCCAACUCCCUUCUUCCGACAUCUCCGCCGGCAAGUUCUUCAGGAACCACGGAUGGUUCUUUAUCUCUUGCAUCGUGAUUCUCUGCUCCAAUACCAAUACCAAACAUCGAGAUUUUUUUUU